Acanthosepion pharaonis is the source of this 657-nucleotide messenger RNA. The record is from the annotation of a GenBank genome assembly. NCBI's taxonomy places the organism in Eukaryota, Metazoa, Mollusca, Cephalopoda, Sepiida, Sepiidae.
AUGAUUCUUUUUCAUUCUUUCUUUCUUUCUUUCUUCCUUUCUUUUUUUCUUUCUCAAUAUUCAUUUUUUCUUCAUUAUUCUCAAUGCCAUUUCUUUCUUUCUUUCUUUCUUUCUUUCUUUCUUGUUCCCAAGUCCAUUUUUGUUUCUUUCUUAUUUGCCAUGUUAUUUAUAUCUUCUUUAUUUCUUUUAUAUCCAUCAAGGUCUUUCUUUCUUUCUUUCUUUCUUUCUUACCAUAGUUCAUUCAGCUUUUCCUUUCUGAUAAACUUUUCAGUUUAUCUCCCUAACUCCUAUUCUUUCUUUCUUUCUUUCUUUCUUUCUUUCUAUUCCCUAAAUUCAUUUUUCUUCAUUAUUUUCAAUGUAAUUUCUUUCUUUCUUCUUUCUUUCCUUCUUCUUUCUUUCUUUCUUUCUUUCUUUCUUUCUUUCUUUCUUUCUUUCUUUUCAAUAUUUUCAGGCUUUGGUACUCUCCCUUUCUUCUUCUCUUCUUUUCCGAUCACCUACUGCUACGCUUACCUCCACCCCGGCAAAAACAAAAGAAUGAACAGAAAAAAAAAACUGACUAAACCUCUAUAUACACCCCCUCCCUCCCUAACUCUCUCUACCCCUCUUUUACUCUCUCUCUCUCUGUCUGUCUCUCUCUCUCUCUCUCGCUCUCUCUGA